Messenger RNA from Mollisia scopiformis, 1437 nucleotides. RefSeq lists its product as uncharacterized. Gene Ontology annotation, cellular component: nucleus. The transcript has 6 exons. Lineage: Eukaryota; Fungi; Ascomycota; Leotiomycetes; Helotiales; Mollisiaceae. Gene Ontology annotation, molecular function: protein binding. The coding region runs from base 1 to 1437 and encodes 478 amino acids. The record is from RefSeq and is a predicted model, not a curated record.
AUGCCUAUCUCACUGAUCUUCUUCCAUUUCCUGUUAUCAUCUGCCAUGCAAAAUAGAUCACAACUGGACACUGAAGGAUUGGAAGCCCUCCGUCCAACCAGUUUACCUCUAAUGGAAACAACCUUCGGACCAAAUGUCAACCGCAUCAAACUCCAGAAGUAUACGACAGCAGUCACAGACUUUCCCUACGAUCCAGUAAAGUGGAAGAAUAGAGCAAUAUGCUUCAUAUCGCUUGGAUUCCCAGAGCUAGCUGCUGGAGACGCCUAUAAAUCUUUGCUCCUGUUCAAGCUUGUUUUGACAGAAAGUGAGACCUCAAGCAUUGGAAGUUUGGGAUGGAUUCAAUACGGCAUGUCGCGGUGGAUGGGCGACCCAAAUUUGAUUCUCUGGACAACACCAGCUGAGCUAUGCCGCAAACUUCUUCAGAUCGAUUUGCGAAAAUCUCCUUACGAAACACACGACAUUUUACUCAGCGCCCUUUGCUAUAUCGGCGCCGUUCACGAUGCCAAGAAAUUAUGCGCAGAACCGCUACGACUUUACCCUUCAGAUGUAAGCUUCUCGAAUUGGGUUCAUAGACUGAAUACUAGAUAUGACGCCAUUGAGGCAACCGCAGGAUCACAAGUCUUACAGCCUGGACUGGCAUUCGAAGCAAGUCUCCGAAAGAACCAAGCAUGUGGUGCUGUUCGGAUGGUUCUCUAUCCUUGGAUCCCGAAGAAGUUCCUAGUUCGUCCACCAGAAUUGAUACUUCAAGUCAACAAAGAUCUUGAAGAAGUUUCGAACGGAUUACUGGAAGUCAAGAAGUCAACAAUCGGUAAUAAUCUUUUGAACGCACACACAACGAACCUUGGAAUUUUUGUCAGGAAGGAUGUCAAGAGAAACGAAGUUGUUCUGCAAUCUCCUGGUCCUCUUGGAGUCACUGCCAGGAAUACUUAUGCCCACAUUCGCCUCUUGACGCAAACUACCUCUGACUACUGUUACAACUGUGGAGUGCUUCUGAAGAAGUAUGGCUACGCCAAAGGCCAGUUGUUGAGUUUUGAAGCACAAGUCUUAGCUCCUAUCAAAGUUGUUCAAACCUUAGGAGUCGAUGUCAUUGCGAACCUCGAUUACGAUUUCUGGGUUCUGAACAUCAUUUGGCACCGUAUGCGCGACAAUUGGGCCUUUCAUUAUUCAAACUCCAAUCGCGACUCUAUCGAUACUGUGUCUUGCAUGUCACCGUACAAUUUCCUGAACCACAGCUGCGAUCCCAUGCUUCAUGUCGACAGUGCAACUAUGGGCAGGAACACUUUCAAGACCUGGUAUGCGUCUAGGGAUAUCAAAGCUGGGGAGGAGGUCUUUAUCACGUACGUCAGCUAUAAGAUGCCGAAGCGAGACAGGCAGAUUGCUCUUGAGCCAUAUCUGGCUGGAAAAUGUACUUGCAGCAGGUGCCAGAGUGAGGUCUGA